Messenger RNA from Syngnathus acus (greater pipefish), 2568 nucleotides. RefSeq names its product solute carrier family 24 member 3 (gene slc24a3). The record is from RefSeq and is a predicted model, not a curated record. Gene Ontology annotation, cellular component: membrane. Gene Ontology annotation, biological process: intracellular calcium ion homeostasis; calcium ion transmembrane transport. The transcript has 17 exons. The coding region runs from base 199 to 2160 and encodes 653 amino acids. Gene Ontology annotation, molecular function: calcium, potassium:sodium antiporter activity; calcium channel activity. Lineage: Eukaryota; Metazoa; Chordata; Actinopteri; Syngnathiformes; Syngnathidae.
GCCGCACCACUCAAGUAAGUGAGAGCGAGCGAGCGAGCAUCCAUCCAUCUCGCUCGCUGGCCGUGCACGUCUCGGCGUCCGUCUUCCUCCCUGCAGCCCAGACUCGUCCGUCCUCUUCCUUGCACGGGCGGGCGGGCCUGCCUGCCGGACUUGCCGGACCUGCCGGAACGCUCAACCAACGGAGCGGAGCGGAGCGCCAUGGCCCGCGUGGUGCGAGAAGCAGCGAUGCCUGAGUCAACCGUGGGAGUAGGUGUGAUGCUGAGCCGGCGGAAGAGGAGUAAAGGCAGGCGGAGAAAGCGAAAGGACUUGUUCGCCCUGCAGAUGUGCUUCAUGGGGAUUCUGCUGGGACUCGUUGUUGGCCUCAACAAUGUGGCACACAAGGAAGCACACCACGUUUCAAGCUCCGUAAUACUGGAAGAGCCGAGGUGGGAGAGUCGUCACCUUCUGCAAGACUUCUAUGACAAUCAGUCGAAGCGCUUCUCGGAGCUUGACAGAAACUGCACCGAACCAGCUAUUCACGAGUUCCCCAGAGACUACUUCACAAACCAGGAGCGCAUUGACGGAGCCGUGGGAUUGCAUGUCCUCUGUGCUGUCUAUAUGUUCUAUGCCUUGGCCCUUGUGUGUGACGAUUACUUCGUCCCCUCAUUAGACAAGAUAUGUGAGCGUCUUGAUCUCAGUGAGGAUGUUGCAGGGGCAACCUUCAUGGCUGCAGGAAGUUCAGCGCCUGAAUUGUUCACCUCGGUCAUAGGAGUAUUCAUUACGAAAGGGGAUGUUGGGGUUGGCACCAUCGUUGGCUCAGCUGUCUUCAAUAUCCUCUGCAUUAUUGGAGUAUGUGGGAUCUUUUCCAUGCAGACCAUCCAUCUGUCCUGCUGGCCUCUGCUCAGAGACUCCACCUACUACACUCUGUCUAUCUCUGCUCUUAUUGUGUUCAUAUAUGAUGAAAAAGUGGUUUGGUGGGAAGCACUCACCUUGAUUCUGAUGUAUUUCGUCUAUAUUUUGAUCAUGAAACUCAACUCCCAUGUGGUACGCUUUCUGGAGAGGCAAAAGAAGAACUCAUCCAGUUUAAGGAACGGCGCCGCUAGUAACGGCGAGCUAGACGAUGGCUCUGAUGCGACUGCCGUCCUGCUGAAAAAAGCAAACCACCACAGGAAAACAUCCGUGUUGAUGGUUGAUGAGCUUCUUUCAGCAUACCCCCACCAGUUGUCCUUCUCAGAAGCCGGCAUGAGAAUCAUGAUCACCAGCCAUUUCUCCCCGAGAACACGCCUCACCAUGGCCUCCCGAAUGCUCAUCACUGAGAGGCAACGUCUGAUCAACACACAAACUUUGAUCAACGGCGACUCGGACGGGCCCGCGAAAGGAGCGGCGGCGGCGGCGGGCAAGCGGGCUAUAGAAAACGGGCUGUCUGGAGCAGAACGCGGUGUCAACGUGCGGCGGGAGGAUCACGAGGCAGGCAAUGAGACGGAGAACGAGGACAAUGAGAAUAACGAAAACGAUGAGGAGGAAGAAGAAGAAGAUGGAGAAGGACCUUUUGUGCCCUUCCAGUGUCCAGCGGGUAUAUGCAACAAAGUGAAGUGGCUGCUGGCCUGGCCUCUGUGCCUGCUGCUCUACUUCACCGUGCCCAACUGUUCCACGCCACGUUGGGAGAAUUGGUUCAUGCUGUCGUUUGUCUCCUCAACCCUGUGGAUCGCCGCCUUCUCCUACUUCAUGGUUUGGAUGGUAACGGUGAUUGGCUUCACUCUGGGCAUCCCCGACGUCAUCAUGGGCAUCACCUUCCUGGCAGCUGGGACCAGUGUCCCCGAUUGUAUGGCCAGCCUCAUCGUGGCAAGACAAGGAAUGGGAGACAUGGCGGUGUCCAACUCCAUCGGUAGCAAUGUGUUUGACAUCUUGGUGGGACUUGGCCUCCCCUGGGCCCUGAAGACACUAGCCAUCAACUACGGCUCCGACAUCAAGUUAUACAGCAAAGGACUGAUUUUUUCUGUCGGCCUUCUGUUGGCGUCUGUGUUUCUGACGGUCAUUGGCGUUCACCUCAACAAGUGGACGCUGGACAAGCGCCUCGGUCUCACGUGUCUCCUCCUCUACUCCGUCUUCCUGUGUUUCUCUUGCCUCAUCGAGUACAACAUCUUCACCUUUGUCAACCUGCCCACCUGCAGGGAUGACUAAGCCACACGCACACGCACACACUUUCCGACGUGGCAUUUGAAGUUGAAUAGGAUGGCAGCGUACCAAAAUUGCAAAUCUUAUUAACGAGAUUAAUGUGCAGACAACGUUCCCUCAGUGGAAAUCACAAAUGUGUGUAUUAUUUAUUUAUUUAUUUAUCUAUCUAUUUAUCAGUAUGAAAAGAGGAGGGACGGCCCACACGGGAUGACAACGGCAGCGACAAGCACAGCUCUCUGAUGUUUGUUUUGUUUUCCUCCUGUGACGACAUUGUCGACCGUUCUCGUUUUGAGGAAACGGUGGAAUUUAGCACUGUGCCAGCCAUGCGAUUCCAAGUCAAUAAACUGGUAUGGGCUCGCUUGUUCUGCAAAUGAGACAAUGUCCCAGCUGUCAUUAUCUGAGCAUACAUAUUCC